Messenger RNA from Ascochyta rabiei, 1455 nucleotides. Its product is annotated as Mannan polymerase II complex anp1 subunit. The record is from RefSeq and is a predicted model, not a curated record. Gene Ontology annotation, cellular component: mannan polymerase complex. Gene Ontology annotation, biological process: protein N-linked glycosylation; cell wall mannoprotein biosynthetic process. NCBI's taxonomy places the organism in Eukaryota, Fungi, Ascomycota, Dothideomycetes, Pleosporales, Didymellaceae. The transcript is spliced from 4 exons. Gene Ontology annotation, molecular function: alpha-1,6-mannosyltransferase activity. The coding region runs from base 1 to 1455 and encodes 484 amino acids.
AUGUUGCCCUUACAUUCAUCAUCGCCGAAAGGGAAGAUGCAUCGCCAUGCAUACUCAAACGGGGCAUAUCCCUCUCAAGGAAGCACCUUUUCAAUCCAACCUCACAAGUUCCAGCCUCGGUCACAACCUGCGCUUCGGCGGCGGAGGCAAUUGAUCCAGCGACUGCUGCUUGUAGGCUCCAUCUUCCUCACAGCAUUCUACUUCAUCUUCCCCAACCUGCGCCCGAACCUGGGCUCUAGCCCCCUCAGCUAUCUCACUUCGAGUGAGGACUCGCAACUCGAGACCGUGCGCUACUACGACCUGAACAAUGUGCAAGGCACUGCACGGGGGUGGGAAAGGGAAGAGAGGAUAUUGAUCUGUGCUCCCCUUCGAGAUGCCUCGCCCCAUCUCCCCAUGUUCUUCAGCCACCUGCAGAACCUGACGUACCCACACAAUCUUAUCGAUCUGGCUUUUCUCGUUGGAGACUCCAAGGACAACACUAUUGCUCUGUUGACAGAGAAGCUGGAGGAGCUGCAAGCCAACCCAGACCCCAAGAAGACAUUCGGCGAGAUCUCGGUCAUGGAGAAAGAUUUCGGACAGAAGGUCAAUCAGGACGUCGAGUCGCGUCACGGAUUUGCAGCGCAAGCUAGUCGUCGUAAGUCGAUGGCCCAGGCGCGGAACUGGCUUCUCAGUGCCGCUCUGCGACCCACUCACAGCUGGGUUUACUGGAGAGACGUCGAUGUCGAGACAGCACCGUUCACGAUCCUCGAGGAUCUCAUGCGACACAACAAGGACGUGAUUGUGCCAAACGUCUGGCGCCCACUACCUGACUGGCUCGGUGGGGAACAGCCCUACGAUUUGAACUCGUGGCAAGAAUCCGAAACCGCCCUCGCGCUCGCCGACACACUUGACGAGGAUGCUGUCAUCGUCGAAGGAUACGCAGAGUAUGCAACCUGGAGACCGCAUCUGGCCUACCUCCGCGACCCUUAUGGCGACCCAGAUAUGGAGAUGGAGAUUGAUGGAGUCGGUGGAGUCAGUAUUCUGGCUAAAGCAAAGGUCUUCCGCUCCGGUGUUCAUUUCCCCGCUUUCAGCUUCGAGAAGCACGCUGAGACCGAGGGCUUUGGCAAGAUGGCCAAGCGCAUGAAGUUCUCUGUCGUCGGUUUGCCCCACUACACAAUCUGGCAUCUUUACGAGCCGAGUGUCGACGACAUUCGACACAUGGAAGAAAUGGAGAGAGAACGCAAGAAGAAGGAAGAAGAAGAGAAGGCCAAGAAAGAGAAAGAGGAGAAGAUGCACGCAACAUUUGACACCAAAUCGUCAGAGUGGGAGAAGGAGAAGUCAGAGGUUCAAGACCUCGUCCAGAAGGCCAAGAACGAAGAAAAGGCCCGGCAGGAGAAGGAACAGGCCGAGAAAGAAGGCACCAAGGCCGAAAAGAAAGAGGAGAAGAAGCAGGAGGAGAAGAAAGGGGGGUCAUAA